AAGCUAAUUAGCCCUUCCGUGUCUUGCUAGCUCUGUUGGCAGUUCAGGCUGUGACUCAAACGACACCGUCAUGUUUUGUUGUCUAAAUAUACUGCCAGUCCCACUGCAGGUCUGCAUGGGAUUGUGCCCGGAUAUCACAGAAGAGGGCAAGAAGGCUAAACUCCGGAGCUCUAAAAUAGAGCAAGACAUUUUUGAGCAUGCAAGGACUGAGAUGAAUGUGGUGAAAAUCCUCAUGCUUGGAGCUGCAGAGAGCGGAAAAAGCACCCUCAUCAAACAGAUUAAGAUUAUCCACAGUCAUGGCUUCUCCAAACAGGACCUCAUGAGUUUCAAGGCCGCGGUACUAGACAAUUUGCUGACCUCUAUGAAGUUUGUUCUUCGAGGAAUGGGGAUGCUGAGGAUUAACCUUGCUAACAAGAAAAACAAGAUGCAUGCUCGCUCCAUCUUGUCCUGCAGUCAGUGUUUGGGAGACGACGACGAGCUGCUUCCUUUCGUGGCUCAUGCCAUAUGUGCACUUUGGGCCGAUCAAGGGGUGCGGGCAGCUGCAGCCAGAGGUUACGAGUUUGAGCUGAAUGACUCUGCACUGUAUUUCUUCGAGAACCUGAGUCGAAUAAUUUCUCCCAAAUAUGUUCCUAUGGAGACGGAUGUUCUGAGAGUGAGAUUGAGGACCUGUGGAAUCAUUGAGACGCAGUUUCAGCUUUAUGACGUGAUCUUCCGGAUGUAUGACGUUGGGGGUCAGCGCAGUGAGAGGAGGAAGUGGCUCAGCUGCUUUGACUGUAUUCAGGUUGUGCUGUUUGUCGUGGCCCUCAGCAGCUAUGAUAUGACGCAGACAGAGGACCCUUCAGAGAAUCGACUGCAGGAGAGUCUUGAACUUUUUACAUCCAUCUGCACCAACACCGUCUUUGGCAGCACCUCACUGAUUCUGUUCAUGAACAAAACUGACCUUUUCCGGGACAAGAUCCUACGCUCCGGAAGACACUUGAGAUUUUACCUUUCUAGUUACACAGGAGCAGAUGGUGACGUGGAUGCUGCAGCCCACCACAUCACCGCCAUGUUCUCCUCGUGUAACAGCAGUCCUGACAAACCCGUGUACCACCACUACACCACUGCCACAGACACCUCCAACGUGCAGGUGGUCUUCCACAUGGUCAUAGAUCAGGUCAUGAAGGCCAAUCUAGCUGAUGUCCAGAUGCUAUAAGUUUCCUGAAGGCUGCUGGGAUGUGAAUCAUUUUAAAGUUAAUUUUAUUUAGUUUUCCUGUGGAAAAUGUUUUUACUUUUUUUUUCUUCAAAAUGUUAAAUGUAUUUAAGCAGCUAAUAUGUUUAAUAUUAUGAGGGUGAACGUUCCCUAGUUCAUUUUAAGACAUUUUAAAUAAAAAUAUGUAUUGAUACG
Notothenia coriiceps (black rockcod) is the source of this 1387-nucleotide messenger RNA. Its product is annotated as guanine nucleotide-binding protein G(o) subunit alpha-like. Gene Ontology annotation, cellular component: heterotrimeric G-protein complex; cytoplasm. NCBI's taxonomy places the organism in Eukaryota, Metazoa, Chordata, Actinopteri, Perciformes, Nototheniidae. The coding region runs from base 71 to 1195 and encodes 374 amino acids. Gene Ontology annotation, biological process: adenylate cyclase-modulating G protein-coupled receptor signaling pathway. The transcript has 10 exons. Gene Ontology annotation, molecular function: G protein-coupled receptor binding; guanyl nucleotide binding; GTPase activity. The record is from RefSeq and is a predicted model, not a curated record.